UCUCUUCCUCUAUGUCUCAUCUGUUUCUUGGUUCCUGUUUGGAAAGUAAUUAAUUCAUUUUUGCAGUUUUUCUGCAAUUUCUUUGUCUCAAGAUUACAUUCUUGCAACCUCGGAUUUCUGCUCUUGAUCAUCAGUUCGAUGAAAGAAAGAAUGCCGAAUUCAUCAGCAUUGAUGAAACAAGAAUUCCUGAAGAAAUGGAUAAAGGGUCUGCAAAUAUACAGCAGCUUCAAGAAGGAAAUGACGAUUUUCGAAAGAAAAAAGGCCAUCAAAUUGUCAGCAGAUGUGGCCAUUGCUUCGACCAGAAACGCCUCGACUCACUGGAGCCGGGCCCUGAUGUCCGAUGUUUCCACAGACGACGCCAACCACGCUGCCAAAAUCGUCGUCGCACAAAUAUCAGGCCGAAAGGUAGAGAAGUACAGCAGCAGCAAAGGGUUGAUGAUGACAUGCAGCAACAAGAUUCUGAGAAGAAGCCGUGUGGCGAGUCGUUGUCGGAGAACUAGGGGUGUAGGUACAAGUGUUAAAGCGCGUUCCAUUGCAAGGAAGGUGGUGAAGAACAGAACCCGAGUGCUUAAAAGUCUUGUACCUGGUGGGCAAGAAAUGGAUGGGGUUUGUCUGAUUAAGGAAACCCUAGACUACAUAGCUUCUCUCCGAGUUCAGGUUGAUGUAAUGAGACAUCUUGCUGCUGCUGCUGAGCGUUUGGACCCUCCACAAAGGUCGAUUUUGUAAUUAUUAAUUUUCAAUAUAUAAUUAUUUAUUUCA
Sesamum indicum (sesame) is the source of this 759-nucleotide messenger RNA. RefSeq names its product transcription factor IBH1-like 1. Gene Ontology annotation, biological process: regulation of DNA-templated transcription. The record is from RefSeq and is a predicted model, not a curated record. Lineage: Eukaryota; Viridiplantae; Streptophyta; Magnoliopsida; Lamiales; Pedaliaceae.